Messenger RNA from Trichosurus vulpecula (common brushtail), 1481 nucleotides. Its product is annotated as fructose-bisphosphate aldolase A-like. Gene Ontology annotation, cellular component: cytosol. Gene Ontology annotation, molecular function: fructose-bisphosphate aldolase activity. Gene Ontology annotation, biological process: fructose 1,6-bisphosphate metabolic process; glycolytic process. Bases 130 to 1242 code for a protein of 370 amino acids. NCBI's taxonomy places the organism in Eukaryota, Metazoa, Chordata, Mammalia, Diprotodontia, Phalangeridae. The record is from RefSeq and is a predicted model, not a curated record. The transcript has a single exon.
AGGUUCGAAUUAGGAUUAUAGGUAGUUUUGUUAGCUCCCACUGGCUCAUGGUCCAGUUCCAUCUCCCAAAGCCGAGGCUCUUUCUCGAGUCUCCUUUCCCCAACAGGAAGCUGCCACUUCAGAGUUAGCAUGCCUUCCCAAGCCCUGACACCAGAUCAAAAGAAGGACCUAACGGAGAUUGUUAAGCGGCUGAUCGCUCCGGGAAAGGGAAUUCUGGUCUUGGAUGAGUCCCUCUGUGCUAUGGAUAAGCGGUUCUCGUGUCUUGGCAUUGAGAACACCGAAGAGAACCGGCGCCGCUAUCGCCAGCUGUUUGUGACAGCUGAUGGUGAAAUAAGCAACUACAUCGGAGGAGUUAUCCUUUCCCAUGAAGCAUUCUAUCAAAAGUGUGAUGAUGGCCGGCCCUUUCCAGACGUCAUCAAGAGCAAGGAUGCUGUUGUGGGCAUCAAGGUGGACAGGGGUGUCGUGCCCCUGGCAGGAACCAAUAACGAAACUACCACUCAAGGGCUGGAUGGCCUGGCUGAGCGCUGUGCCCAGUACAAGAAGGAUGGAGCUGACUUUGCAAAGUGGCGUUGUGUACUGAAGAUUGGGGAGAACACACCCUCUCCUCUUGCCAUUUGGGAAAAUGCUAACGUGCUGGGUCGGUAUGCCAGUGUUUGCCAGCAGAACGGCCUGGUUCCCCUCAUCGUGCCAGACAUCCUCUCUGAAGGAAACCAUAAUCUGAAGCAAUCUCAGUUUAUUACAGAGAAGGUUCUGGCUUCUGUACUCAAGUCUCUGAAUGACCACCAUAUUUUCCUUGAAGGGACUGUGCUUCAACCCAACAUGGUGGUACCGGGCCACGACUGUUCCCAGAAGUUUCCCCCCGAGGAAAUCGCAAUAGCAACUAUAACAGCUCUGCGCAAUGCUGUGCCCCCUGCAGUACCUGGUGUAGCCUUCACAUCUGGAGGCCAGAGUGAGGAGGAUUCCAUUACACUCCUCAAUGUACUGAACAAAUGUUCCUUGCCCAAGUCAUGGAUCCUGACCUUUUCUUAUGGCCGACCUCUACAGACAUCUGCUGCCAAAGUCUGGGGAGGGAGGGAUUCCAGUGCCAAGAUGGCGCAGCAAGAAUACCUCAAACAAGCCAAGGCCCUCGGGCAGGCCAGUACAGGCAAGUAUUGCCCAGCCAGUAGCGGAAGAACGUCACAUACCACUGAGUCCCUCUUCAUCUCAGUCUACAUCUCUAACAGUCCCAAAUUCAAUCACUAAAUCAGAGCGUUCCACUUGAGUGGGCUCCAGUAAGGGAAAGCUCCCAAUAUACCUCUACAGUGAGCAAAAACUGGGAUCCAAACUUUCAUGGUGACUUCUCCCGUCACUCUUUCUACCUUGUGCCUUGUCAUACCUCUGCAUGAAUCUAGUGAUUCCUUGGCAAUCCACCUUCACCAAUAAACAACUAUUUAACACCAACAGGAAAAAUUAAAAAAAAAUAAAAGCAGAGCAGGUGAUAA